This is a messenger RNA of Cynara cardunculus var. scolymus (artichoke), 2572 nucleotides long. Its product is annotated as polygalacturonate 4-alpha-galacturonosyltransferase-like. Gene Ontology annotation, molecular function: polygalacturonate 4-alpha-galacturonosyltransferase activity. The transcript is spliced from 11 exons. The coding region runs from base 290 to 2329 and encodes 679 amino acids. The record is from RefSeq and is a predicted model, not a curated record. NCBI's taxonomy places the organism in Eukaryota, Viridiplantae, Streptophyta, Magnoliopsida, Asterales, Asteraceae.
CCUGGUAGAAAUCAUCAUUAUCCUAAAUUCCUAAUUAGAUUCACAAAACCCCAAAUCCGCCAUUGCAGAUCUCUGUUCCUACCUCCACAAACCACCAUCAAAUCGCAAUUUUUCAUUACGGCAUUGAUACUCUGAAACAAAUCUUGUCUCCAAGGGCUUCCAAAUCUCACUUUACUUCAACUUCAAUACUUCAUGUACCCCAUUUCCCAAUGUAAUGUGAUUAGACUAGGGUUUUUAGUCUGAGCAGAAAUUCCCAUCAACUUGAUCUCCGUCCCUAUCCGGGGUGAAGAUGGCGGUUAAGAGGGGGAAUUCAAUCGCGGGUGUUCGCAGGAACAAUGGAGGAGGUGGAUCUUGGAUGUCAAUUGUGAUUCUUGUGAUAUUUCUAGUUCUUGCUCCUGUUGGCUUCUUCGUUGGGUGUAGGAUUACUUCAACUGAUCAAAAUGAUUUUUCAACUACUAUUAGCAAAGAGGAUGUAGAUUGGAGAGCAAAGCUGGCUUUUUUGCACGUCAAAUCUCUUUUCUCGAAGGAGGUUAUUGAUGUCAUCAAGGCCAACACAGAUGAUUUAGGACCUUGGAGCCUUGAUUCUUUUCGGAAAAACAACUUGUCAGCUUCUUGGAAAAUUUCCGGGCUAGAAAAUGUGAUCGAUGAUAAUUCCUCUUCUACUGAGAUUACGGAAGCUAACAGAAAACGGAUCACAAUAAGCAAACAGGAGAAAAUUUUAGAUGCAGGUCAUUCUCAAUCUGUCGAUACGCCUGCAAAACUAGCAAGAAGGCAACUGAGAGAUAAAAGACGUGAAAACCGAGCAGCUGAUUUAGUGAAACAAGAUGAUGAUGUGAUCAUAAAGCUUGAAAAUGCAGCCAUUGAACGUUCGAAAUCAGUCGACUCUGCCGUUCUUGGGAAGUACAGUAUUUGGAGAAAAGAGAACGAUAAUGAGAACACUGAUACAACUGUCCGCUUGGUUCGGGAUCAAAUGAUCAUGGCGAGGGUAUAUAAGAGCAUUGCAACGAUGAAAAACAAGACCGAAUUGGCACGUGAACUACAAAAUCAACUUAAAGAAAGUCAACGUGCUUUAGGAGUUGCCACUGCAGAUGCUGAUCUUAAUCGGAGUGUACCGGAGAAAAUCAAAGCUAUGGGCAAACUACUGUCGAAAGCUAAAGAUCAGCUUUACGAUUGCAAGAUGGUCACCGGGAAGCUGAGAGCUAUGCUUCAAUCAGCCGACGAGCAAGUUCGUAGCUUGAAGAAGCAGAGCACGUUUUUGAGCCAGUUAGCAGCCAAAACGAUCCCAAACGGAAUCCAUUGCUUAUCGAUGCGCCUAACCAUAGAUUAUUACCUUCUUCCACCGGAGAAGAGAAAGUUCCCGAGGAGUGAGAAUCUUGAGAAUCCAAGUCUCUAUCACUACGCUCUCUUCUCGGAUAACGUCUUGGCUGCAUCAGUUGUUGUGAACUCAACUGUCAUGAAUGCUAAGGAACCAGAGAAACAUGUUUUCCAUCUCGUCUCCGAUAAAUUAAACUUCGGAGCGAUGAAUAUGUGGUUUUUACUGAACCCGCCUGGUAAAGCUACGAUCCAUGUGGAAAAUGUUGACGAAUUUAAGUGGCUGAAUUCAUCGUACUGUCCAGUUCUUCGACAACUCGAAUCUGCUGCAAUGAAGGAAUACUAUUUCAAAUCGGAUCAUCAAACGACUCUUUCUGCUGGUUCAUCCAAUUUGAAGUACCGAAACCCGAAGUAUCUUUCAAUGCUGAAUCACCUUCGGUUUUAUCUCCCCCAGGUUUAUCCCAAGUUGAACAAAAUCCUUUUUCUUGAUGAUGAUAUCGUUGUUCAGAAAGACUUAACGGGGUUGUGGAGAGUUGAUCUCCAAGGGAAAGUGAACGGCGCCGUUGAAACGUGUGGAGAAAGCUUUCAUCGUUUUGAUAAGUACUUAAAUUUCUCGAAUCCUCAUAUUGCAAGAAACUUUGAUCCCAAUGCUUGCGGAUGGGCUUACGGGAUGAACAUGUUUGAUCUCGAGGAGUGGACAAAGAAGGAUAUAACCGGCAUAUACCACAAAUGGCAAAAUAUGAAUGAAGAGAGGGUUCUAUGGAAGCUAGGAACUUUACCACCCGGGCUGAUGACAUUUUAUGGUCUAACACAUCCACUCGACAAAUCAUGGCACGUACUCGGUCUCGGGUACAAUCCAAGCAUCGAUAAGAACGAGAUCGAGAAAGCGGCCGUGAUUCACUACAACGGAAACAUGAAGCCGUGGCUCGAGUUGGCAAUGACAAAGUACCGGCCGUAUUGGAUCAAGUACAUAAAGUUUGACCAUCCUUACAUCCGGGGGUGUAAGCUCGGUCAAUGAAAAAGGUACCGUCGUUUUCCGCUCGUUGUUGAUCCUCGGAAACCGUUCGGUUUUUAAAUUUUUUACAUCGCGAUCGACUUGUUUACCACUCGUGUAUGCAACUUGUGUUUUCUUUGUGUUUGUUUUGGAAAUAGGUGUAAGUGAAGAAGAUGAUAGAUUGAGAGAAUCUUCUUGUUGAUUUUAUACAAAAAAAAAAUUGAAGUGUAAAUGUGAAUUUGAAUGUGAAUAUAAACCUUUUGAAAA